GCGAAGGGGAGGGGCUGCGGGGAGCGGUUAGAGGUGGGAGUUGGCGCUGCCGGCCGGGCGGGGACAGUGGGCUGCGAUGCGGACCGGGCCGCGGCGGUGACUGGAGCUGCCGCCCGACAUGAACUCGCUGGAACAGGCGGAAGAUCUCAAGGCUUUUGAAAGAAGACUUACUGAAUAUAUUCAUUGCCUGCAACCUGCCACUGGACGCUGGAGAAUGCUUCUUAUAGUGGUGUCUGUCUGUACAGCUACUGGUGCGUGGAACUGGCUAAUAGAUCCUGAGACACAAAAGGUUUCCUUCUUCACAUCAUUGUGGAAUCAUCCAUUUUUCACAAUUAGCUGUAUAACUCUAAUAGGCUUGUUCUUUGCUGGCAUACACAAAAGAGUAGUCGCGCCAUCAAUUAUAGCUGCUCGAUGUCGAACCAUACUAGCAGAAUACAAUAUGUCUUGUGAUGAUACAGGAAAGCUAAUUUUGAAACCUAGACCUCACGUUCAAUGACAAUCUGCACUGUUGUUAGGGGACCUAAACCAGUCUGUCUUCUAAUAAGUCAUACAGCAAAAACGCCAGAAAGGAUUCCUUUUGGAGUUGGAUAUGUGACGGUUUAGCAACAACUGACAAGAAGCGUGCAAUAUUUGCCCAGAUUAUCUCGAUGAUGAUGACUGAGCUCUCAGUGCUUCAGUACCUUUGAUUACCUGUGUUCAGUAUUAGUGUCACUUUAGUACUUCAGCUCAUGCAAAGAAUUUUGCAGAUGAAGUAUGUGUGUAUGUUACUAAGUUAAACUUAGAAACCAAACCUCAUUCAGUUUUUAUAAUGUAUUUUUGCAAACUACUGUAAAUAGCAAAUCAAUGCCAAUGUUAAACCAAGAGGAAAAUGUUUGGACUUUGUUCUCCUGCACCAGUAUUUCAGGAACCAUCUGCUUGGCAUCUCCACAGCUCCUUAAAAACUGGCUACUAUGUGUGCCUUUCAUUCUCAACGCCUCUUUCCAUUGUGCUGCAGGAAAAGCAUCAGAUUCCACUUAGACUGAGAAAAUCUCUUUUCCAUUAUGUUGAAAAUUUAUACAUGUUUCGACAAUUUUUGUUAAGCCCCGUACUGGAUUCUGGCAACUAUUGUUAUAUUUUUCAGUAAAUUGUUUUCAUUUAACACUAAAUUACUUUUUUUAAAAAGGAUUUUAAAAAACACCCCAAAGUCUUCUGAUUGUACAAGUUAAAUUAUGUAUUGUCUGGGAAUUUGACAGCCCUUAUUUUAGGUGACUGGAUUUUAUGCUGUGGUAGACAUGUUAGACGUGUUAGACUAGUACUGUCCUGGUGUAGCUGAUGGGCCCAGUCCAUCACCAAUAACAGGAAGCACACCACAAACCAGAGCCUGCAGUUCUCACUGCUGGAGAGUGUUGAUGACAUACUGUGUAUGCGCAACAGCCACGUGUGCUACAGUAGCCCUGAAAAUGAACAAUGGGAUUGCUGUAAAUACUUAAAGUACUAGAGGUGCCUUUUACCUGUUUAUUAGAAGAUUUUGAAAAGGUUAAAUUAUUUCAUGAGCAAUAUUUUAAAUUUCAUCUAAUAUGAAACUAAAUUUGAAUAAUAGGACAAAAACAUUGAAUAAAGCUGCCAUUUAACUAACGUAUUCAUCUUGACUUUCCUGUAUAUAAAAUUGCAUUCUUUGAAUUGCAGCAAUAAAACCCUCUGCUUUCAAGAACUCUUUAAGAGGGUAUUCUAUAUGUUCUGCGUAGUUUUAUUUUCUGUAAAUUUUGUAGGUAAAUAUGUGCAUAAAAAUAAAUACUUUAUAUAUAACUA
Molecule: messenger RNA, 1788 nt
Organism: Phodopus roborovskii (desert hamster)
Lineage: Eukaryota; Metazoa; Chordata; Mammalia; Rodentia; Cricetidae
Gene: Cnep1r1
Product: CTD nuclear envelope phosphatase 1 regulatory subunit 1
Exons: 6
Coding region: 119-496 (125 amino acids)
Cellular component (GO): Nem1-Spo7 phosphatase complex; cytoplasm
Source: RefSeq, a predicted model, not a curated record